AUGAGCCGCCACUGCCGUCCUUGGCCGCCCGCAUUUCCCGGCGCGUUUCCCCGAACCCCCCCGCGCAUCCGCCGACGGCACACCCCGCGCGUUCUCAAUUGCCUCCUUCCGCUUCCCCCGGCGCUCCAGGGGGAAGCUCCGCCAGUGAUGAGAGUUGCGGGGAGGCGCAAGUCGCGAGGGGGGCGCUUCCGCGUCCGCGCGUGUGGCUUCCGCGCCCGCUGCGAGCGGUGGCGGUGGCGCUGCUGGCGGGGGGAGCUGCGGGGUACGGCGCAGCGAUGCGCGCGCGGUGGGAGAUGUACCAACGCGGAUGGCGGAAGCGAAGCAGGUGCGCAUAUGGGAGUGGGUAUGGCAGAAGCACUGGGAAGUGAACUGGGGAGUGGUGUGGGGAGUGGGUUGGUGGCGGCACUUCCCUCCUUGCCCCGUUCCACAUCCCCCUUCCGCUCCUCCUCUCUUCCUCCCGUCCCACUUCCCGGGGAGUGGCAUGGCAGGGUGGGGGUGGCGGUGAUAAGCGUGGGAAACAUCACCUGGGGAGGCAAUGGAAAGACGCCCAUGGUCGCCUCCACCGCUCUGCACCUCCUCUCACUCCUCAACACUGCCCCGCACUCACAACCGGCCUCACAACCUGCCAUGUCAGCCACCACCACCAUUCCCACAUCCUCCUCCCCCACUCCCACAACUCCCCCCUCUCCCACAACCGCCAACACCUCCCCCUCCAACUCUUCCUCCCCCACCCCUCCCCCUCACGCCCCUUCCAUCCUCAUCCUGUCCCGGGGCUAUGCAGGGGGUGACGAGGCGCGCAUGCUGCAGCGCCAGCUCAGCGGCCACCCAGUUAUCAUUGCAGUGGGGCGGAAGCGUGCUGACGUGGCACGGCGAGUCAUUGGCCAGUUUGGGGCGUGGAGGGGAUGGGGGCAGGGAGCAGCGGAGGGGGGAAAGCAUGAGGGGAGGAAAGAGGAGGGGAGGAAAGAGGAGGUGGUGGGGCAUGGGGGGGUGGAUGGGGGUGGUGGUGCAGUGGGGCCUGUUGCUGCUGUGAUCAUGGACGAUGGCAUGCAGCACUGGGCGCUGCAUCGCGAUCUCGACAUUGUCAUGCUCAAUGCCGUGCCGCCGCAUGCACAAGGGCAAGAGCAAAUACAAGCGCAAGCGGAUUCUUAUGCGCAAGGGCAAUCAGGGUGCAGCAGUCCGUGGGGCAAUGGGAAGCUGGUGCCACGUGGACCAAUGAGAGAGCGGCUUGAGGCGCUGCAACGGGCAGAUGUGGUUGUCAUUCAUAAUGCUGACCUGGCGCCCCCGGCGUAUCACCCUUUCACGUGCUCUCCUCCCACGCCUGCCUCUCCUGCCGGCCCGGCCUCCCCGGCGUGCCAUGAGCCGCGGGGCAGCACAGCCUUGAAAGGCGCCCAGGGCAGAGGGAACUCGCACCUGCUGCUGUGCCACAGGGAGGGGGGGGCUGGGGAAGGAGGAGGGGAGGAAGGGGAGGCAGGAGGCGGGGACAGGGUGGUGGCGUGUGCCAGCGUGGCGGGGCGUGAUGCCGUGUGUCUCUCCGCCAUUGGCUCGCCUGACGCCCUGCAAGCCACACUGCAGACGCAGCUGCACCUGAGGCGGGUGGUGAGCAUCGCCCUGCCCGACCACUCGCCCUUCUCCCUCCAGGUCAGCUGCUCACACUCCCCUGCCAAGCCAGCUACCACAGCCACCUGCCCAUGUGCAUGCAUGCAUGCAUGCAUGGCAAUGGUGCUGCGGCACGCUACCAACUGGCAUUCCUUUCCUUCUACCAACUCGUGCGAAUUCCCUUUCCCUCUCCCUGCCCGCUGCCCGCCUGUGACUUCUCGGGCAGGAGGUGGGCGCAGUGCAGCAAGCCCUCGCCCUCCUCUCACGCACACCUGA
Closterium sp. Naga37s-1 is the source of this 1872-nucleotide messenger RNA. Lineage: Eukaryota; Viridiplantae; Streptophyta; Zygnematophyceae; Desmidiales; Closteriaceae. The record is from the annotation of a GenBank genome assembly.